AUGGCACCACUGCCUGAGGAGAGAGUGACUGUAGCUCAGAGUUUCAGUAGAGUUGGAUGUGACUAUGCUGGACCUUUGUAUGUCAAGGUGUGUAAAGGACCUAAUGCCAAGGCAUACAUACUGAUCUUCACCUGUAUGGUAACCAGAGCAGUUCACCUGGAGCUGACCUCAGACAUGACUGCAGUGGAAUUUCUUCAAGGGCUCAGAAGGAUGAUGAACCGUAGAGGAAAAUGUCGGAUAAUGUACUCGGACAACGCGCAAACCUUCAAAGCCUCUUCCAAAGUGUUGCAUCGCAUGUUUGAUUUGGAAUACAAGCUGGCUGUCAGAGACAAGUUGAAACUUGAGGGCAUUGAUUGGAGGUUCAUUACCCCAAGAGCGCCGUGGAAGGGAGGAUUCUAUGAACGUCUAGUUCAAAGAGCGAAGAGAGCACUGAAGAAGAUCCUGAAGAAGGUGACCUUGACCUUCAAUGAGAUGCAGACAGUGUUGACAUAUGUAGAAGCCCAGAUUAACUCCCGACCACUGUGUGAUGUUUCAGCGGAUAAGCAAGACCCCUUACCACUGACGCCUGGACAUCUGGUCACUGGGAGAAAUCUUCAGCUACUUCCCAGUGUGAGGAAACCUGAGAACACACUUGAACGCAAUUGGGUGCUUCAGCAGAGAAUUCAGAAGAUGUUCUGGAAACGAUGGUACAGUGAAUAUCUGGCUGGACUUCAGAUGAAAAGAAAGUGGAUGGAAGCAAAAGACAAUCUCCAAGUGGAUGAUGUCGUGCUUGUUGCAGAGGACAACUUGAGGAAACUGGAUUGGUGUCGCGGACGAGUAGUCGCUGUACAUCCUGGUCGUGAUGACUUGGUGCGAUCUGUUACUCUCAAGACCAAGAAGGGACUGAUGAGAAGGCCAAUUCAGAAGCUUAGAAUGUUGGAGGCUAGGACUGACCAGUCUGACUCUGAGGAGUCGGUUGACCAUGAUAAUGCCAAGGGUUUUUCUUCAUGA
Lineus longissimus is the source of this 990-nucleotide messenger RNA. RefSeq lists its product as uncharacterized. Gene Ontology annotation, biological process: DNA integration. Gene Ontology annotation, molecular function: nucleic acid binding. Lineage: Eukaryota; Metazoa; Nemertea; Pilidiophora; Heteronemertea; Lineidae. Bases 1 to 990 code for a protein of 329 amino acids. The transcript has a single exon. The record is from RefSeq and is a predicted model, not a curated record.